CCCAUGUCGUCUGAAGCAAAAAUGGGGACUCACCUGGUUCUUGAUGGCCAACCUUUGGAGCAACAGAACGUGAUCGAUCGGGUGGCCAACCUUCCCUUGGUGAGCUCCACCUGCCACCUGGUGGUCUCGGCCUACACCUCCACCAAGGAGACGAGCCCCUACUUGAAGUCCGUCUGCAAUGUGGCCGAGAAAGGGGUGAAAACCCUCACCGCGGCUGCUCUGUUUGGUGCCCAACCUCUGGUAACAAGGCUGGAGCCUCAGCUUGCAACAGCCAGUGUAUAUGCAUGCAGAGGAUUGGAUAAACUGGAAGAGAAGCUACCGAUCUUACAGCAGCCGUCUGACAAGGUGGUCGCAGACACCAAGGAGUUGUUGUCCAACAAAGUCACCGGAGCCCGAGAUGCCGUUUCCAGCUCCGUCAACGGGGCGAAGGAAGCCGUGUCCAGUGGCGUGAGCGGGAUGGUGGACGUGGCCAAGGGAGCUGUCCAGGGCAGCAUGGAGAUGACCUGCUCCGUCGUGGCAGGGGGUGUGAACAGCGUUAUGGGCUCCAGAGUGGGCGAGAUGAUCACCGCUGGUGUGGAUACUAUGCUGGGCAAGUCGGAAGAAUUGGUGGAUUAUUACCUCCCCAUGACGGAUCGAGAGCUCGCUGAACUGGCUACGUCUUUGGAGGGCUUCGAAAUCGGCACGGUGCAGCAGCAGAAGGAGCCAAAAAGCUAUUUUGUGCGUCUGGGGUCCUUGUCCGGCAAACUCCGCCAGCGUGUCUUCCCGCAUUUCCUGGCUAAGUUGAAAGACGCCAAGGAGAGCACCCAAGAUGCCCUGGGCCAGCUCCACCAUACCUUAGUGCUGAUUCAACAUGUCAGACAUGGGGUGGACCAGACGCUGGAGAAUGGCCAAGAGAAGCUCCAUCAGAUGUGGCUGGUCUGGAGCCAGAGGCAUCCCCGGAACUGCAGGCCACUGGAUUCCUCAGCACAGACAGAGGUCGAGUCCCGGGCGAUGGCCAUGUUUCGUGGACUGACUCGACAGCUGCAGCUUUCCUAUCUGACCUUCGUGUCUCAGCUCCGGGGCCUGCCCACCGGCCUCCAAGACAAAGCCAAGCUGAUCUGGCACAUGAUGGAGGACCUCAACGGAUCCUUCUUGGCCGCCGGUUCCUUCCAGGAGGUGUCCCCCAGCACCUUGGCUCAGAGCUGUCAACGGAUCGUCAAAGCCCGGGGUUCGGUGGACGAGAUCGUGGACUACGUGGUGCAGAACGUCCCCCUGCCUUGGGUGGUGGGUCCGUUCGCCCCCAGCUUGGUGGAACUGCCUUACACCUCUAGCAUGGAGGGCAACGAGGAAGGAGAAGAUCCCCCACGACGCAGACUUUCUGCAAAAAAAGAGCAGAAGGAAAACUCUUAAUUUAGAGAGCUGAAGGAGGCGAGGUUCAAAAACGGCUCCCGCAAACCAGGGGUGGGAUGCAAAUAUUUUUAACUGCCGUUUCUGUGGGCGUGGCUAGGUGGUUGUAGCCGUGUGACUGGGUGGGCGUGGCUUCUUUUUUGUAACACCCACCUAUCCCCCUGCACUCCUUUUUUUUUGACCUCCCGGGCCUCAGGGAAGCAGCUCUUGGGCAGCCAUUUUUGAGUGCAGUGGGGGUGCCUCAAGGUGGGAGGGUCUAGGUGGUUGUGGCCAUCUUGACUGGGUGGGCGUGGCCUUUUUGUUUUUUGUUUUUUUGUUUUUUGGCAGCACACACACACACUCCCGGGCGCCCAUCAGCCGGUACUUCAAGAUGUUCAUAUCCCCAAGAUACAAACCAACAAACAUUGAUGUAUGCAAGUCAUUUAUUUAUGUACAAGUAAUGCACAUCCCCUCCGGCGACGCCGGCUUGAAUUCCAAUCUCGCUGGGAGCGUUUGCCUUCCCGUGGCUGAGGCGCUCUUUAUAGCAUAACCCCACCCAUCUAAUCGCCAGCUACCUCCUGUACGCCGCCCUAUUCUAAUUACCCAUGUAUUCGAUGUUUCCUAAUACGGCUAAUUAGUGACUUAGGCUGUACUCCCAUGCCAUAGCUUCGAACGCUUUGCACCCUCCUUAUCGCCGAUCCCCUCUACUUCCCUGAACACCCUGUAAACAUAAAUCCCUCCCUCCCCGCACUAUAGCGGAGCGCCCCAGCCAUGUCAUAUGGGAAUUCCCACUCAGCCUCCCCCUUCCAGGUAGCAGUGCGAAGAAUCCCCGUUCCACAUCCACUUCGUCACCGGUGGGAGGGAAUCCCCGAUUAGCAUCUUUUAUUCUUGUAUUACUGGCGGGCCUAGUCGAAUAUGGGGCCCUACAGCCCCUUUUUGCCUCCUGGGACUCAGGGAAGCCUCCUGGGGGAAGCAGUAAGACAG
Molecule: messenger RNA, 2349 nt
Organism: Notechis scutatus (mainland tiger snake)
Lineage: Eukaryota; Metazoa; Chordata; Lepidosauria; Squamata; Elapidae
Source: RefSeq, a predicted model, not a curated record